CCCAAUAGCUCGCGCAAAACUAGUUUGUUUAAACAGCUCGACCGUUAUAAUGGCGCGAAUGAAUUUAUAGAGAGCUCGUGAGGGAUGUGUUUCGUCUGCCCGCUUUAUGGGCAUUUAAUAAGACCUCACUUUAUGUUUACCACGUCCUUUGUCAGUUAAUUAGACUUACUGGAGACAUUCCGAGUCCUUAUUUCAUCCUCAGCCCGUUGUGGAGAGCGUACGCUGCCUGAGGAGAAGGUAGAAGGGCGCGACACUUCUGCUACCUUUUGGAUGGAGGGCACGCGCGGAAGACCGUCAGUUACUGUGUGGAUUAACUCGGUGUGGAGGAGGCAAAGUGGGGAGAAGUACUUGUAAAGGUGCUGCGUUUAGAAGCUGGUCUCCCUGCUGAGAUCUGAUUUGAGUUCUCGGGCGCAGCCGGCAUUUAAUGCGGACGAAAGCUCGAGUUCGAGCGAGGUGCGUCGACGGGCGGGAGGAGAAUGGCACGGGCUUCAGCGCUUCAUAGGGGAAAACAAGUACUUGGCUUUCUUGAGGGGCGUCGGGCACAUUGCGCAGGAAUUUUUUGACUGUCCCUCAAAAAUCCUAGUUGGCUCUUUUGGGGAUAUCUUCCCAUUCCCUUGAACGGAAAACAAAACAUAAACGGAAACCACUGGAUUUUAGAGGCUCUGACCGAAGACAAACCGGUAAUUUUGGAUAUGGGCUUUGCGGAGUUGGAUGCCUUCAUGUCAAGCGCGCCUUUGCUUCAAGAGAAUUUAGUGUGAAUCCAGUGGAGCACAACGGAACAGCAACAUGGAAAAAAUAUGACAAGUGAGACGAUUCGGUUCUUUUGACCAUCGGUGCUUAAAGCAGGACUGGCGUUCCUUCUGUAAGGUGUAAAAACCUGAUUUAAAAUGGAAAAACUGCUUGUCUGCUUGUUGGUUAUUGGAAUGGCAGUGAAGGCCCAGAUCUGUCCGAAGCGCUGUGUCUGUCAAGUUCUGUCUCCUAACCUCGCAACACUCUGUGCCAAAAAAGGGCUGCUCUUUGUACCACCCAACAUUGACAGGCACACCGUGGAGCUCCGGCUAGCUGAUAACUUUGUCACCAGCGUGAAACGGAAAGACUUGGCCAAUAUGACCAAGCUGGUGGAUCUUACUCUGUCGAGGAAUACAAUAAGCUACAUCACUCCACACGCUUUUGCAGACCUGGAGAACCUACGCGCCUUGCAUCUUGACCACAAUCGGUUGACACGAAUAGCCAACGACACCUUCAGCGGCAUGUCCAAGCUGCAUCACCUGAUUCUGAACAACAACCAAUUGACCCUCAUCCACAUGGGAGCCUUUAAUGACCUGCUAGCCCUAGAAGAACUGGACUUAUCCUACAACAACCUGGACACCAUCCCUUGGGAGGCCAUUCAAAAGAUGACCAGCCUUCACACUCUUAGUCUGGACCACAAUAUGAUCGACUACAUUCCUGAAGGGACCUUCUCCCUCCUACAGAAGCUCAAUCGCUUGGACAUAACUUCCAACAAGCUCCAGAAACUUCCGCCAGACCCGCUUUUCCAACGAGCACAGGUUCUGGCGACAUCUGGAAUUCUGAAUCCCUCUUCUUUUGCCCUGAGCUUUGGAGGAAACCCUUUACACUGCAACUGCGAACUUUUGUGGGUUAGGCGACUCAGUCGUGAGGAUGAUUUGGAGACCUGUGCCACGCCAUUGCACCUCUCUGGACGCUACUUCUGGUCCAUUCCUGAGGAGGAGUUCCUCUGUGAGCCACCCCUCAUCACCCGCUACUCUCAUGAGAUGAGAGUGCUUGAGGGCCAGAGGGUUGCAUUGAGGUGCAAGGCCAGGGGAGACCCUGAGCCUGCCAUUCACUGGAUGUCUCCUGAGGGGAAAUUAGUUGCAAACUCAUCACGUACACUCGUUUAUAACAAUGGCACACUGGACAUCUUGAUAAGUACAGUAAAGGACACGGGUUCUUUCACAUGCAUUUCCUCAAACCCUGCUGGGGAAGCCCACCAGACUGUGGAGCUUGUCAUCAUCAAGCUUCCACACAUUAGCAACAGCACCAAUAACAUCCAGGAGCCAGACCCUGGCUCCUCUGACAUCUCCACAUCUACAAGGGCUGGAGCAAAUGGUAGUAACCACACUGGCGAUGCUAAGACCAGCUCUGACAAGAGGGUGGUUAUAGCUGAAGCGACUUCAUCCACUGCACUCAUCAAAUUUAACUUUCAGAGGAAUAUACCUGGAAUACGCAUGUUUCAGAUUCAGUAUAAUGGAACCUAUGACGACUCUCUUGUUUACAGGAUGAUUCCCCCAACGAGUAAGAACUUUCUGGUGAAUAAUCUGGCUGCCGGGACCCAGUACGACCUCUGUGUGCUGGCUAUUUAUGAUGACGGCAUCACCUCCCUGACGGCUACGCGGGUUGUAGGCUGCGUACAGUUCACCACUGAGUCUGAGUAUCUGCGCUGCCACUUUAUGCAGUCCCAGUUCUUGGGUGGCACCAUGAUCAUUAUCAUCGGAGGCAUAAUUGUCGCCUCUGUCCUGGUCUUCAUCAUCAUCCUCAUGAUCCGCUAUAAAGUGUGCAACUCUGGCGCCACUGCCAAAGAUACCGCAGUCAUCGAUAUGCACUCACAAACCAAUGGUGCACAGUCACAGGGCUGUACCGUCACGCCCUCUGUGUCCAAGCAAGGUGUUUUGAGCUUAGAAGGAGGCGAUGGUUACCAAAAGAGCUCAGCUCCUCCACCUCCUCCUCCCGAUUCCCAAACCCACAUUUCGGAGACCUCCCUCCCGGACUGCUCCACCACCGCUUCCCUGGUAAGCCAGAGCUGGACAACACCCGGCUCUUCAGGGUCACUUAAGCCAAAGCGCAGACCAGCCCCAAAACCCAUUCCCGCGGCCAACGCUGAGCCCAAGGUGGAGGCGCUACCCAACGCAGAGACGCAAAAUACCAACCGCAACAACUCCACUGCCCUGCAGCAGCCCCAGCUACCCGCCUCAACCCCUAUGCCCCCAACCCGCUUCAAAGACACCCCAAUCCUGAGGAGGGCACGUCCCUCUGCGUCCAAGUAUAUGACACUGCCUGUCGAAGGAGUGCGGGCUAAACGCAGGUACUCUUUAAAUGAGAACCUCUCAAAACACAAUUGCUAUAUUGGCUCGCAGAAGUUCGUGAACACGUUUUGCAAGCGGAGUAUGUCCAUGAAUGGAAUGCUAGUCGAAAAGGAAAACUCAGAUGAGAAAAACACAUUUUCGAGUUCAGAAUGGAUUCUUGAGAGCACAGUGUGAAUGUAUGAUGGUUGGAGGACGAGUGCCUGCAUCUCACACUUUUGUCUACAUGCGUUUGUAUACAGUAUGUGUGUAUGUGCACAUUGGCAAAUACAUUGGCCCCAGAAAUUAUUUGGAAACUUAAAGUGUUAGUUCAUAAAUGAAAAUUUUGUCAUCGUUUACUCACUGUCAUGACAUUCCAAACCUGUAUGACUUUUUUUCCUUCAAUGAAAUACAAAAAGAGAUACUCAUUCACUUUAACUGUGUGGGAAAGAGCAGUGUCAAUAUUAUUCAAAAUUUCUUCUCUUGUGUUUCAUGGAAGAAAUUAAGCUGUAAGAUGUUUGGAACAAGAUGAGGGUAAAUGACAAAACAUUUUUGGGUGAGCGAUCCCUUUAAAACACAUUGCAUUAUAUAAAAAGUAUCAAACCAAGUGGCGUCUACAAUGAAAAUAUGCUCAACGUUUUCUCAGCACUAACUUCAAUUUAAUCACUUUGCAAUUACUUUAAACCAACUGGUCCCAGGGUAACAUUUAAUGGAUGUAAGGUCAGUUCCAAGGUCAGAUCCCCUCAAGUUCAUACAGGUGUCCUAGCAGAGUAACCACAGGUGUAGUGGAUCACAUUAACUAUGGACAUGUUACACUAAGUUUGACAACCAUAAAGUAUGCAGAAUGUUUUGUCUUAAUUCUGAACAAAACAGCUAUUUAAAAUCUUACAAACUUCUUUUUGUGAAAUCUUUUGCUCGAAAAGUGUGCUUAUGCCAUCUUUAUUUAAGGUUAAAUGAUGUGACUAAUUUUUUUGUCCGAAUCUAUCAAGUUAUACCAAAAUAGAUAAAAAAUGCAAUUCACACAUAACAAUAACUUGAACACACAUCUACUAUGAUGAACAUGUUUUCAGUUACUGUGUUCAAAGUAAUACAUUUUUUUUUAGGACUUCAAGUCAAAUAUGUCAUGUGGCGUAAUUGUCCGAACACAGUAAAAAAUUCAAAUCAAAGUGUCAUUAAAAGCUGAAAUUCUUAAAAAAAAAAAAAAAAAAAAUGUUGGCAUGAGUAGUGCAGAAAAAAAAUAUUAAAUCAUUAUUUCUUAAAAGAAAAUUUCCACCAAAUAAAAUCAUGUGGUGUUACCAACCAUGGUUGCCUGCAGGAUUUCAUCUGAAGGUACCAGAGGCUGCCUAAUAUAUCCUCUUAUCUAGGGAGUUCCGGGGGCAUGGUCCCCCGCGAGAAUUCUUUGCAAAAACAACACCGAAGCAUUCAGUUCUGGUGACUUUGAGAGAAGCAUUUUUUGUAUUUUCUCGAGUACGAGUAGCGUUCAUGUAACUAUUGGCUAAAGCAUUUAUUUCAGUAACUGUUCAGAAUAAACACUUACAAGUACUAAAAAAGCAAAAUGCACCACAAUGAAUAGAGCAAAACGCAGGCGUCUCGAGACGUGUUUUUAACAGCUGAAGUUCUUUUUAACUUGACACAGCAUCUAAAAAUGCAGCGCUCCCAAGAGAGAUGGUAAAAACACAGUGAAACGUGACACAGUUGUCAAAAGACAUCCAUCAAGCAAAUGUUUACAUGGAAAACGAUUGAAAAACAGUGCGAGCGGUUGCAAAAAUUGUAACCCCUUGUUCACAUGACAAGUUUCUCAAAGUUACCUCUCAAAAAGACAGCCUUUUGUUUCAGUUGAUUGUAGGUAAAUUUCCACUGUAUCCAGCACUGUUUGUUCUGUGUUCGUAAAUAUCCCGAUACUGUUUUACUGUGUGAGAAACCGCUCUAAAUGAUUCAAUGAGAGAGCACUCCGAAUGCAUUAUACUAAAUCACAAAUCUAUUCAGACUGUUUUGCAAGCCCGUUUGGCCAAUUCACUGAAAAGAACCGACUCAAAAGAAUUAUUCAUUCGCAAAUUGGGCAUCGCUAGUUCUUUUAAACAGCCAACAGAAAUACGGGACACACUUCAUGACUGAUAAAAUAUUCUGAGAGUAAAUGUUUCUCAGGUCAGUAGGAGCGCUCAUGGUACGCACAGUGCAUACGGUCGUACAGCUGCAGGCGCCACUGUUACCAACAUAGGUUGCCAUUUUGUUGUCCAAAGGUGACUAAAAUGUAACAUAUAUGUAAAAAAAAAAAAAAAAAAAAAAAAAGGUAUUUCAUUACAAAGUAGAUUUUGAAAAGAUUUCUCAUAUUUUUCACCGUGGACAACUUUUUUUGUUUGUUUUUUUGUUUUUUUAUUGACCCUUAAAAUAAGGGUCACCGUUGUUUGAUUUUCUGUUAUCCAAUGCAUGACAUUCAUAUAUUUUUGUGUGGCUUAAGUAAUACUUUUUGGGGCCUCUGUAAGUCUGUGUAUGUAUGUCUGCAUGUGUGAGAUUGUAUGAUGACGUUUUGCACCAUUUCUUUUGUUUCCAUCCGAAAAUCAUAUUUUCUGCUGUCAUUUUUAUUUAUGUUUUCUGGAAAACUCCAUGGAUAAUGCGGAUGCUUGCCUUGAGGGAGUCCACUCCAAGGUCUCCCUUCUCUAAAAGUGGUAACUGCUCCAAGCAAUCUCCACCACCAACACCAACACCACCAUACCAACCAUCCAGGAGACAGAACUUCUCCUCCACAUUUACUGCACUCUCUGAGCAGCAUGGUAAGAGUAGAGCAUUGGUGCCUUCCUUUGUCUUCUUGCCAGGAGCUUCUACAGGAUACAAGCUUUGUCUUUAUUAUAUGGAUGGAAGGAAACAUGAGAGAUUUCACAAAAAAGCCUUUAUAUUCAAGGAAAUGACAUUUUCUGCACAGUACAGAAAAAAAAACAAAAAACAAAAAAAACUCUAAAAACAAGUAUAUAAAGACUUGAUACUGGGACCUGUUAUUAAAAUGAUAUUUUUUAAAAUGGAAGCUUUUUCUUUUGAGUGACAUUGAUUUUGCCUUUGUUUUAAGGCACAAAAGAUACAUGUACAGAAAGACAACAUCUGCUGUGCUCUUAUGUUGUGUAAAAUAAAAAAAAUAAA
Messenger RNA from Myxocyprinus asiaticus (Chinese sucker), 6188 nucleotides. Its product is annotated as leucine-rich repeat and fibronectin type-III domain-containing protein 5-like. Bases 888 to 3254 code for a protein of 788 amino acids. Gene Ontology annotation, molecular function: protein binding. The record is from RefSeq and is a predicted model, not a curated record. Lineage: Eukaryota; Metazoa; Chordata; Actinopteri; Cypriniformes; Catostomidae. The transcript is spliced from 3 exons.